This is a messenger RNA of Perkinsus marinus ATCC 50983, 547 nucleotides long. RefSeq lists its product as hypothetical. The annotation marks the transcript as partial. The record is from RefSeq and is a predicted model, not a curated record. The transcript has 3 exons. Lineage: Eukaryota; Perkinsozoa; Perkinsida; Perkinsidae.
AUACUGCGAUUAUACUGCUUCAGGCAGAAGUCUGACUAGUGUUGAGGAAUUCAUAUCCUCCACCGUCUGUCCUACAUACGCGAACACUCACUCCAUGGCUUCGGCAACUGCUCGUCAAACGAUGCGUUACCGCGAAGACGCAAGGGAGGAGAUUCGUAAAUAUUUCAAUUGUACUGCCGAAGACUCCGUCAUCUUCUGUGGUGCUGGAGCUACGGCAGCUAUCGACAGGUUCAUUGGAAUCAUGUGCCACAGUCGAGUCUUUGCUACUGAUGCAUCUCCGAAAGGCCUCCGUCGGGCGGUCCGCUCAUCUCUAACAAACACAUUAGCUUUGAUCGUUGCCAUUCAGGUUUUGAUUGUAGAUCCGGCUGCUCAUCACAGCUCAUUACUCCCCUUCAGAGAGCUGGCUUCGAACUAUCCACUCAUCCGCCCAGCACCCACAGGUCAGAUCCAUGCAAAGGUCAUCAUGAAUCAUCCUUUGUUAGCUCUGGCGCCAUUUUUCAUGUGCUUCAAAGGUAACGAAUCCGCAGAUUUCGAAGUUGAACUCGAG